AGCUAGGGAAGGCGGGCCUGUUUCCGGGCAGCGCGGGAGGCCGGAGGCCGGAGUGCUGUCCGCGCGGCCGCCGACAUGGAGACUCUGUACCGAGUCCCCUUCUUAGUGCUCGAAUGCCCCAACCUGAAGCUGAAGAAGCCGCCCUGGGUGCACAUGCCGUCGGCCAUGACGGUGUACGCCCUGGUGGUGGUGUCGUACUUCCUCAUUACCGGAGGAAUAAUCUAUGACGUUAUUGUUGAACCUCCAAGCGUUGGCUCAAUGACUGAUGAACAUGGACAUCAGAGACCAGUAGCUUUCUUGGCUUACAGAGUAAACGGACAGUAUAUUAUGGAAGGACUUGCGUCUAGCUUCCUGUUUACAAUGGGAGGUUUAGGUUUCAUAAUCCUGGACCGAUCCAAUGCACCAAAUAUUCCAAAACUCAAUAGGUUUCUUCUUCUCUUCAUUGGCUUUGUCUGUGUCCUGCUGAGUUUCUUCAUGGCUAGAGUAUUCAUGAGAAUGAAAUUGCCGGGCAGACACCUCCACAGUUUGGGGGCUCAGAGGCUCAGCUCCAGGCGUGCUAUUCCUGACUCCCAGUGCUGCCUCUAGUAAUGAUGGGGGCUUUGCAGUCCAAGUCAGUUUCCAUAAAGAGGGGCUACCUGAUGGGCUAGUGCCUUUUGAGGAAGUCAGUGAAUCCUGGAUUGACUCCUGUUGUGAAGCAUUAGAGGCUGAGCCAUUCCCCUGUGCGGUGGGUGAGGAGAAGAGUGAAGAGCAGAGUAAAAGCCACGUUGAGGACACCCUAGCAAGCAUAUGCCGGCUAGGACUGGGGUUCACGCUGUCAGAGACACGUUCAUUACAGUAUUUUUUCUGAUGACCUCUUCGAUGUACCAACUAUGUUAAGUGGCAUUUUCUUCUUAGUUUUUUACUUCCUAGAGAAAAUAUACUCCAUUUCUAAAACGUUGGUAUUGAAUAAAAUGAUUAUUUUUUACAACCCCCUUAUCAUUUUUUGGACAUGAUAUUUCUGAUUUUCAGAAAUUAAUGCAAAUCGGGAAGUAUAUCGUGAGAACUGAGAUACUUGGACAACUGGUCAGUUCCCCCAGUGGUGCUUUGCCUUUAAACGGUGUGUGGGACUCUGCCAUUUCAGACACAUACGGGAGACUGUUUCCUAGACAAUAUGUAUGAAAGGAGCAGAAAUAAAUGAUUUUUCUAAUUAA
This is a messenger RNA of Mesocricetus auratus (golden hamster), 1190 nucleotides long. It is a transcript of the gene Ostc, whose product is annotated as oligosaccharyltransferase complex non-catalytic subunit. The record is from RefSeq and is a predicted model, not a curated record. The coding region runs from base 76 to 585 and encodes 169 amino acids. The transcript has 5 exons. Gene Ontology annotation, cellular component: oligosaccharyltransferase complex. Lineage: Eukaryota; Metazoa; Chordata; Mammalia; Rodentia; Cricetidae.